AUGGAGCAAAAAGAGUUGAAAAGAUUUAAAAAUAGGGAAUUAGAGGAAUUGGCUAAUGAAUUAGAAUUACCCCCUAAAUCUCCUUAUAAAAAUAUUCAGAAACUACUCCGAAGGAAGUUAAAAAUUUUAUUAGAUGCCGAGAAGUGGCAAGACUUACAAAUCUUUCCUAACAGCAACCCUGAGAAAUUAAGAAAAACCUGA
Entrophospora sp. SA101 is the source of this 201-nucleotide messenger RNA. NCBI's taxonomy places the organism in Eukaryota, Fungi, Glomeromycota, Glomeromycetes, Entrophosporales, Entrophosporaceae. The record is from the annotation of a GenBank genome assembly.